This is a messenger RNA of Spinacia oleracea (spinach), 1704 nucleotides long. Its product is annotated as desmethyl-deoxy-podophyllotoxin synthase-like. The coding region runs from base 1 to 1521 and encodes 506 amino acids. Lineage: Eukaryota; Viridiplantae; Streptophyta; Magnoliopsida; Caryophyllales; Amaranthaceae. Gene Ontology annotation, molecular function: oxidoreductase activity, acting on paired donors, with incorporation or reduction of molecular oxygen; monooxygenase activity; iron ion binding. The transcript is spliced from 3 exons. The record is from RefSeq and is a predicted model, not a curated record.
AUGGAGAUUUCUUGGCUAAUAUUCUUAGCAAUUUUCACAAUUUCCCUCUUCAAAUUUCUACUUAAAAAAACACCAACAAGUAAUUUACCACCCGGACCUCCAAAGUUACCCUUGAUUGGCAACCUCCACCAACUAGCAAAGGGCAACAUCCUCCCGCACCGCCGCUUCGCUCAGUUAGCGGCGGUGCACGGCCCUAUCAUGCACCUCAAACUCGGGGAAAUAUCCACCGUCGUGAUGUCAACGGCGGAGAUGGCGAGGGAGGUGAUGAAAACUCACGACGCGGUGUUUUGUAAUAGGCCGUCGCUUAGGGUUGGGAAAGAGCUUUUUUAUGAGUUUACGGAUAUUGGACUUGCCCCGUUCGGUGAGUAUUGGCGGCAGGUGAGGAAGAUAUCGGCGUUUGAGCUGUUUACGACGAAGCGGGUUGAAUCUUUCCGGCCGAUUAGGGAGGAGGAGGUGGCGGAGCUAAUGGAGUCGUUAAGGUUAGAGGCGGGUUCGACGAUUAAUCUUAGCAAGAAACUUUUUGGUCUCACAUUUAACAUUUCGUCCAGGGUAACCUUCAAUAAGAAAGGCAAAGGCAGAGAAGAAUUUCACGCACUAAUCGCAGGCAUUGUAGAGGCUGCCUCCGGUUUCUCCAUCGCAGACGUCUACCCGUCUUUCGGGACGUUGCUUCAUUCAAUUAGUGGGAUGAAGAAAAAAUUCAAAAAACUUGUUGAGCAAACCAAUAGAAUUCUCGAUCCUAUAAUUGAAGAACACAUGACAAAGAAGAAAGAUCGAGGAAACAACGACAACGACGACUAUAAUGAGGACUUGGUGGAUGUUCUUCUUAAGUUUCAUAAGGAUAAUGCCCAACCCACUCAAGAGUUUUCCUUGAGUACUGAUAACGUCAAGGCUGUUCUAUUGGAGGUAUUUGGUGCCGGAAGCGAGACGUCAUCAACGGUAAUGGAAUGGGCAAUGUCCGAGUUACUAAAGAACCCAAAAGCAAUGGAGAAGGUACAAUCCGAGGUGCGACAAGCGUAUCAAGAAAAAGGAACAGUUGACGAGACAACGGUACACGAGCUCAAAUACUUGAAACACGUAAUAAGAGAAACGUUACGACUCCAUCCACCCGUCCCUCUUUUGGUCCCUAGACAGUCAAUGGAGAGAUGUCAAAUCAGUUCUUACGAUUUACCUCCCAAAACUCGAGUCAUUAUCAAUGCAUGGGCUAUUGCAAGGGAUCCCAAAUUUUGGCCUGAACCCGAAAAAUUUAAUCCCAAUAGAUUUGAAGAAUGUUCAAUUAAUUAUAAAGGAAAUACUAAUUUCGAGCUGAUUCCUUUUGGCGGGGGAAGGAGAAGGUGCCCCGGAAUGACACUAGGGAUAGCUAAUGUUGAGCUACCGCUAGCCAUGUUGCUCUACCAUUUUGAUUGGAAAUUACCUCGCGGUGUUGAAAGUCCAGAAUCUUUAGAUCUGGAUGAAUCUUAUGGCAUAACAAUGCGUAGGAAGAAUGAUUUGUAUGUAAUUCCUAUCCCUUACCCUAAUCAAUAAGAUCAUUAAUACAUUGUGUUGAAUAGAUCGAGGUUCAGUGUAUGUUGCAUGUAAGAUUGUAAUCCGCCACACUGUUGAUCAUGUAUUGACUUGGCAUUGCCACUAUUAUUCAUCAUCGAUUAAUCUUGAUUUAUGAAUGAUAUGAUCAAGCUUCUAGCGUAGUCGACGAUUACAAUCGACUAA